AUGAAAAAUGAGGUUAAUGUUGCAAAAUGGGAGCAUUUAGAAAUGCUACUUAAAGAAGAUCCUGGUUUUGAUGGACUUCGUAUGCUGCCAAAAUUGACAGAAAGCCAUUUAAACCCAAAGAAACUAAAAAAGAUGGAGGUGAAAUGCGCAGCUCAAGUACUCAGCCACUCAACCGCAAUAUUCAUGGGAUAUUUAGCAAGGAAAGGAAUAUUAGUAGAAGAUGCGAGGGAAACUGCCAGAGUACUACUUUUCUUUGAUGAGCUAUUUGACUCUGUCAAUGGAAGCUUCCAUAAUUUCAAGAAAAAACCAGGCAAAAAGUUGCUUGGUCCUCUUACACCUAAUUCCACUCACCAGAAGGUUUGGGAUGAGGCAAAGGCCAUUUUAAAAACGAUGACUUUCAUAGAUAAAAGCAACAAGACAGGGAACUGCCCCUGUCUUGUGUCCUUGUCUUCUGCCUUCCAUUACAAAUUGGAUAAAAACGAUAGAAAAUAUUGA
This is a messenger RNA of Arctia plantaginis, 495 nucleotides long. The record is from the annotation of a GenBank genome assembly. Lineage: Eukaryota; Metazoa; Arthropoda; Insecta; Lepidoptera; Erebidae.